Ipomoea nil (Japanese morning glory) is the source of this 1187-nucleotide messenger RNA. Its product is annotated as adenylate isopentenyltransferase 3, chloroplastic-like. Gene Ontology annotation, molecular function: tRNA dimethylallyltransferase activity. The record is from RefSeq and is a predicted model, not a curated record. The coding region runs from base 24 to 1037 and encodes 337 amino acids. Lineage: Eukaryota; Viridiplantae; Streptophyta; Magnoliopsida; Solanales; Convolvulaceae. Gene Ontology annotation, biological process: cytokinin biosynthetic process; tRNA modification. The transcript is spliced from 2 exons. Gene Ontology annotation, cellular component: mitochondrion.
AUGGAAUUGAAAAUUGAAGAUCUAUGAUGACGAUGAGAUUAGUGCCAACUUUAAUGUGCAAACAAAAAUUGCCUUUGUUGCACAUUCCAAGUGGAGGGAUUGACCUGCAAAUCCUGCAGCGGCGGCCGGAGAAGGGGAAAGUUGUGGUGGUGUUGGGGGCUACCGGCGCCGGAAAAUCAAGACUCUCCAUCGACCUCGCCACCCGGUUCCCGGCGGAGGUGGUGAACUCAGAUAAAAUGCAGGUGUACCAGGGAAUGGACAUAGUGACGAACAAGAUCACGGAGGAGGAGCGGUGCGACGUGCCCCACCACCUCCUCGGCGUGAUCGAGCCGACCAAGAAUUUCACGGCGGCGAAUUUUUGCAGCAUGGCGUCGCGCACGAUCAAGUCGAUAGCCGGGCGCGGCCACCUGCCGAUCAUCGCCGGCGGGUCGAACUCGUUCAUCGAGGCGCUGGUGGACGGCGGCGGCGGCGGCGAUUGCCGGUUUUCGUCAAUGUACGAUGUAAUGUUUUUGUGGGUUGACGUGGCGAUGCCGGUGCUGCACGCGUUCGUGUCGGAGCGCGUUGAUCGGAUGGUGGAGCAGGGAAUGAUCGAGGAGGCGAGGGAGAUGUUCAACCCGCGAAAUGCGGACUACUCGAGGGGUUUAAGGAAAGCCAUCGGCGUCGGAGAAUUCCACCGCUAUUUCCGGGCGGAAUCCACGGCCGACGCCGACACACGUGCCAGGCUGCUAGGAGAAGCCAUCGACGCCGUCAAAAUCAACACGUGCCAAUUGGCCCGUCGGCAGUUGGAGAAGAUCAAACGCCUCAGGAACGUGAAGGGGUGGAAGUUGCACCGGGUGGACGCCACGGAAGUGUUCCGGCGGCGCCGCUGCAGCGGCGGCGGCGAAGACGCGGAGGAAUUGUGGGAGAAUCUGGUGGCGGAGCCCAGCGCCACCAUCGUGACAAGAUUCCUUCACAACUUUGGGCCACUGAUUUAUGCCGACGUGACACCCAUUAGACCUGCCGUGAUGGGCAGGGCCAUGGCAGCUGCAACUCACUAGGGAGAGAUUGCAAUUGAUUGCGACUCCCAAGCAUCAAAUACCCCUUAUGAUUUGUUACCAAGAAUAGGAUAAGGUGAGAACCAUGCCCAUAAAAAAAUGUGGACUAAUAUUAGCUGUCGAUAUGGGACGAUCGACGACUCUAAAGUGACG